Solanum tuberosum (potato) is the source of this 864-nucleotide messenger RNA. Its product is annotated as aluminum-activated malate transporter 10-like. The transcript is spliced from 5 exons. NCBI's taxonomy places the organism in Eukaryota, Viridiplantae, Streptophyta, Magnoliopsida, Solanales, Solanaceae. The coding region runs from base 1 to 864 and encodes 287 amino acids. Gene Ontology annotation, biological process: malate transport. The record is from RefSeq and is a predicted model, not a curated record.
AUGAAUACCAUCAAUAGUGCAGAGUGGAGGAUCAGGAUGGCUGAUGGUUCGUUCGAAAAUUUGGCACCAGAAUCAAGCCUAGUCACAAGAAUGUAUCUUUCAUUCGAACGAUUCUUGAAAAAUUUGAUCUUGAUAGUCAGGAGAUUCUUGGAGAAAUCAUGGAACAUAGGAAAGAAUGAACCAAGAAAGGUGAUCCAUUGUCUUAAAGUUGGAAUAGCUCUAAGCGUUGUAUCGUUGUUUUAUUAUAUGAGACCUUUGUAUAAUGGUGUUGGAGGAACUGCAAUGUGGGCUGUUAUGACUGUUGUUGUGGUUUUUGAGUACACUGUGGGUGCAACACUAUACAAAUGCUUAAACAGAGCUACUGGUACUUUUUGUGCUGGAUUUCUUGCUAUAGGGAUCCAUUGGAUUGCUAAUCAAUCAGGCAAAAGAUUUGAGCCUAUAAUUAUGGGAGUUUCUAUUUUCAUAUUAGCCUCAGCAGCAACUUUCACAAGGUUCAUUCCUGCAGUAAAAGCACGGUUUGAUUAUGGCACUAUGAUCUUCAUCCUGACUUUCACAUUGGUUUCAAUAUCUGGAUAUCGCAUUGCAAAUUUGUUGAACAUGGCUCACGAGAGAGUAUCAACGAUCAUCAUCGGUGCUUCCUUGUGUGUUAUUACAAGCAUUCUCAUAUUUCCCAUAUGGGCUGGUGAAGAGCUCCAUAAACUUGUCAUUAGUAACUUGGAAAAGCUAGCAGAGUCCUUAGAUUGUUGUGUAGCUGAAUUUUUUAGUGACAGUGAAGACACAACAACAAAUACUAAGAAAAUGCUAGCUUUCAAGUGUGUGUUGAAUUCAAAGGCCUCUGAAGAGACAAUGAUCCUCCAAAGGUAG